Messenger RNA from Seminavis robusta, 1704 nucleotides. The record is from the annotation of a GenBank genome assembly. NCBI's taxonomy places the organism in Eukaryota, Bacillariophyta, Bacillariophyceae, Naviculales, Naviculaceae.
AUGGAAGGAAUGGAUCUGGAACAAGACAACGACGAUCUUUAUCUUCCAAGACACUUGGGAGAGUGUCUGAAAGAAGACGGCAGUCUAGAUGUGGACAAGUAUCGCCGGUACAUGGACCAUCAGGAUGAGGUGGACGAGUUGGAGGAAGCCAAACUGCUGGCUAUGUAUGACAGCGACACAGGCAGUGGCAGUGGAAUGGACGUCGAAGAAGACACCGCCCAAACGUCUAAAGCUAGAAAACCAAGGAGCCCUCGGCGAUAUCAAUCAAUCAAGCCCUUUUACUUCAACGAGAAGGGAGAGAAGGUGUUCUUGAAGCCAAAGCAGACGCACUGGUAUCUUUGCUACGUUGUAUCGCCAAUUCUGGACUGUGCAAAGUUUCAAAAGAAGUUUCGAAGACGUUUUCGGUUACCCUACAAAGAGUUCCUGGCAACAUUGGAAAUGAUGAAAGAGGCAUCGCACUUUGUUCGUUGGCGAUCCAAGGAUGCUGUUGGGCAAGAAAGUUCCCCUCUAGAACUAAUGGCCCUUGGAGCCCUUCGAUAUUUGGGUAGAGGAUUGACAUUCGAUGAUUUGGAGGAAUACACGGCAAUCAAUGAGGAAACCCACAGGCAAUUUUUUCACAUCUUCAUCGACUGGGGCUCUACAAACCUGUUCGAGACAUUCGUUAAGAUGCCUGUUACUCGACAAGAGUACGCAAAACAUCGAAAAGAGUACAGUGCUGGUGGCCUGAAUGGAGCAGGCUUUUCAACAGAUGCCACGAAUGUUGUCAUGUGGCGAUGCUCCCACAACCUCAAACAGGCAAAUAUGGGAUGGAAACAAAGUCAUCCUGCGCGAACUUACAACAUGAGCUGUAACCACCGAAGAAUGAUAUUGUACACAACAAAAGGCCAUCCUUCUCGUUGGAAUGACAAGACACUUGCGCAUUUCGAUGAAUUCUUGGGACAAAUUCACGAUGGAAAGAUAUUGCAGGACGUUUCCUUUUAUCUGUACUCGUGGGCUGGCCAGGUGGGCAAUUCGGAGAUUGAAGCUACAAAGUACAACGGUGCUUGGGGACUUGUGGAUAAUGGCUAUCAUAAGUGGGCCUGUACUCAAGCGCCAGCAAAGAAUAAUCUACUCAGAUCUGAGGAGCGAUUAAGUGAGUGGAUAGAGUCAUUUCGAAAAGAUGCCGAGUGCUGCUUUGGAAUUUUGAAAGGAAGGUGGCGAGUGCUGAAGACAGGCAUUCGGUUGGAGGGAUCUGAAGCUGCCGACAAGGUGUGGCUUACCUGUUGCGCACUCCACAACUUCCUCCUCAUUGCAGAUGGGAAUGAUGAGUGGGAUGGAGCAGUGGGUCAGAAUGAAGUAGAAGAGAUGCGACGCAUGGCACCAUUCGCGCUGCAAAGACUGAGCGACAAUGAAUUACGUGAAUUUGGAAGCAGAGAGCACGAGCGAUCAGCUUGCCAAGAGGAGCAACGUCAGGCAGCAAUCCGCAGACAGAGGGGACAAUUACAGGAAGAGGAGAACGAGGAACCUGACUUUGUCCCAGGUGAUGACGACCACUUGACUGGAAGUUCGCAGAAGCUGCAUCCAAUCUAUGGAGGAGUCCUCGUGAAUUCGCUCUGCUACGACGACUUCCGAUUCAGAUUGGUGGAGCACUUUGACAUUCAAUUUAGACAAAAUCGCAUUAAGUGGCCAGAGAGACGUUCGAACGACAGCAACAACAACAACUAA